Messenger RNA from Stegostoma tigrinum, 3918 nucleotides. It is a transcript of the gene nkd1, whose product is annotated as NKD inhibitor of WNT signaling pathway 1. Gene Ontology annotation, biological process: negative regulation of Wnt signaling pathway. The transcript has 10 exons. The record is from RefSeq and is a predicted model, not a curated record. Gene Ontology annotation, molecular function: calcium ion binding. Gene Ontology annotation, cellular component: cytoplasm. NCBI's taxonomy places the organism in Eukaryota, Metazoa, Chordata, Chondrichthyes, Orectolobiformes, Stegostomatidae. The coding region runs from base 167 to 1543 and encodes 458 amino acids.
GCUUGGGGAAGUGGGCACUCCGAGCUGGAGCAGCAGUGGAGCUGCAGCAUGGAUUGAGAGCCAAGCUCUCCCCUUCUUACCCCGAACCCAAACCAUGGAUUUCUAAACCCGGGGAAAACCUCCCAAUGUUCCCGGAACCCAGCCCGAUGCCAUCAGAGCACUAGACAUGGGGAAACUUCACUCCAAACAUGCCGCCGUUUGCAAACCCAGAGAAAGUCCCGAAGGUGACAGUUUUGUGGUGAACGCUUGUUUGAGUCGGAAGGGGCUGGAGGACUGGAUCGUCAAACAUAGGAACAACCCGGGCUCCCAGCGAGCAGGCUGGAGACUUUCUACUGCGGGAUCAGCUGGUGAAUAUAGCCGAGAAGGAUACAGUGAAGAACAUUAUCCUUUAGAAGUUGCCCUACCUCCAGAGAACACUGAUGACUUCAAUAUUACAACUGAAAAGAAAAUGGAAAAAGAAGGAACUGGACAAAGUGGUGUGAAGAAACAACUGAAAUUUGAAGAGUUGGAAUGUGAUGUUUCAGUAGAAGAUGACAACAGGCAAGAAUGGACCUUCACACUCUAUGACUUCGAUAACAAUGGGAAAGUCACUCGUGAGGAUAUCACUAGUCUUCUGCACACAAUCUAUGAGGUGGUCGAUGCAUCUGUGAACCACUCACCGAGUUCCAGUAAAACAUUGCGGGUAAAGCUAACUGUGACGCCUGAUGCAAGCCAGAAAAAUAAAGACAAUCAAACAGAUGUUAACAAUUCAUGGCAAAGGCCUGAAAAUAAAUGUACGGAGGAGUCAAAGAAUUUUGAGAAGAAAACCCGUGCUCCCCUCAGACGUCACAACAGUGACCAGCAUCCCCCACAAAAUAACUGCCAUCGCCACUGUGUGGAUGAAAACAUAGAAAGGAGAAACCAUUACCUUGACUUGGCAGGGAUAGAAAACUACACCUCAAAAUUUGGACCAGGUUCACCUCCAGUGGCAUCUCGAAAGGAAAAUCAUGUGAAAGCUUCUCAACAUGCCAGAUCCCGUUCCCAUGAUCCUGAGGUCAUGCACAGUCACCAUAGGCGAUCUCAAACUGUGGAUGCAGGGCACAGUCACCUUAAUCAUUCUUCAUACACUCGGAUGAUUGAAUUACAGCAAAGACUACGUAAUCAGGAUAGUAGCAAGCACUUAGUCAAGUCGCCGAGACCCCUGAGCAAAAAUAUGAUGGCGUCAGUCCAGGCUGGAAGGAUUGGCAAGAACAAGUCUUCACAGAGCCCCUACAUGCCACUGACCUCCACUCCUGUUGUAGUCAGCCCAAAUAUUCCAUAUCUACCCAUGCAGCUUGGUCAACAACAUCAACAGAGUCACAAGAAACACAAACAAAGAUCUAAGGAUAACCAUCAAGUGUAUAAAGCCUUCCAGCCCCCUUCAAGAGUAGUAGAGCAAGAGCAUGUGAGGGAUUUGCCUUCCCUUAUGCUAUACGAAGGCCAUGUUGGUCGGAUUGUUCAGAGACAUGAACAUCAUCACCACCAUGAACAUCAUCACCACUACCAUCAUUUCUACCAGACAUGAACAGGGAAGACCAGGAUAUUCAAUAAGAACUAAAAGCCACAAUAUUCAGUUUGAAGGAGAGAUUUCUGACUGGAUUUUAUCACCUUCAGUCCACACAGUAUUGUUGAUAUUAAUUAUAAGAUGCAAAGUUCAUUACUUUGACAGUGAAUAAUAAUGACAUGAAGUGAAACUCGAAGACUUUUGAACAGCUGGCUACCUCUCGUGUUAAUUCAGAUUUUAUUUUCUUUAACCUUUAAAAUGUGCCACCGGGGGUUUUAAUGUCCUGCAUACUUGUAACUUUUUUGUGUUGUCCGGAGUAUCAUUUGCAUUUCUGUAUAUGAAAUAUUUUCUGUACUAAGAUUCAUGUUAACCAUAUUUGACAACUCUACAGUUGUUAUAAUACUGUAGUUUUAAUUCUUCCUUCUGGAGUCAAAUUGUUUUCUACCUUUUUGAGAUGUAGCCUAAAGGAAAGAAACGCUGCUAAGUGUUCUGAAAGAUUUGUGCUGAGAUAUGGUGCAUUUUUUUCGUACCUUAUUUGAUUGUUUAAAUUCAUUUUCUUUCUGGUGAACAGUUGUUGAUUUUGAAUGUUUUGUGACUGAACACCAGUUCGAAUUCUUUUGAAAUAUCAAAGACAGUGGCAUGUCUCCCAGGUUGGUUCUAAUCUGACUGCAUAUAUGUGGAGUGAAUGGCUUAGUCAAAUCUGUGCAUAAUUUUUCAAAACUUUGUGCAGUAGUUAGUGCACAGUGUUGCACAUUGGAGGCUUACCGUCUAAAGUUCUUGGAUGUCGUCACUCACAUGCGUUUCAGAAAUGUAUGCAGUGGAAGUUCUAAGAAUGUGUAUGAAUGCAACUAACCCCAAUAUUAUAGCACUGAAAUUCUGUCACUCCAGUCCCACCAACUGGAGAAAUUCAAGGUCACCAUAACAGUUGACCCUGUGUUAUGGGACUGUGUGACACCGAAGGUGCAAUGCUCUAUACACAUUUCAGAGAAGUUAACAAGUAUAUAUUCUAUCUCAGGUGCAUUUUCUUUUAAAACUGUGGUUUGACUUUUUCUUGAAAUAGAAGUCUUUUCUGAGAGGAAUGACAAUGGACUUCUUCAUGAGUGGUGCACAGGGAAGAUGGGACACAACUUGAUACAGCCAACUUCAGUUUUCAAGUAGUGUCUCUAACUUUUAUUGAACUAGCAUAGGAGAUAAUCAAAUGAAGAUACCUCACCUAUAAUGAUAUUCAGAAGCCUGUUGGGAGUUAGUUGUGGUGAGUCUUUUGCACAAAUGGAAGAAGGCUGUGAACGAGUGAGAUAUCCUGAUAAUUGUAUAGUGUCUCAACUGUACCACAGAGGAAUUCUACAACACUGCAUGCUGCUGUUGAUGAUUAAAUGUUCAGCCCUUUACACACAGCAAUGAAGAUGUCCCUGCAAAAAAAAUCAGUUUUGCAUCAGAAAAAGCUUAGUAGUAAAUUUCAAUGCUUGUUUCAGAUCAGAAAUUGAUUAGAGAAUUAUUCUUGUAUUAAGCAGCAAAAUAAACUUAAAUCACACGGUAGACUAUUGUUACCGUUAAGGUCAUGUGAUGUAUUACCAAUAAUGAUUGAUUUUGGGGAGGAUAACCUUUUACAGUCCGCUUGGAAAUUGUGUCAGUUAAACUGACACAGCUUUGUGUGUUAUGCAGAGUAGAACAACACAGACUGAAGUAGGUAUGUUUACCCCAUGUUCACAUUUAUUCUGAUAUAUCACCUGCAGUACGUUGCUGUGUGAAUUGGGCUUUCUUUCACAGCUGUGAAAAAAGACACGUCCAGUUUCUAUAGGCGUGAAAAGACAGUGCCGUGGGCAGUGAAAUCACCACUCUCAAAUUAUAGAAGGAAAUGUUUAAAGAAUAUGCUGUUUUAUUGCAACAACGUCCUUGAAGAAAAAAUUCUAAGCAUAUUUCAAGGAUUCUUUUCAGAUUUACUAAGGAAUUAAGGAGGCCAUGAACUUUUUCAUUUAUAUGAACUUAGACAGAGUUGUACCUUGAUGCUAGGUAUGUUACAAACACUGCUCAUGUAGCGGUCUUUCCCUUCUAAGUAUACUUUGUAUUUAUAAAAUAUAUAUUGGACUGAAAAUGACAUGUCUGCUAAGCAUAUUGGUUUUUUUUGGUGUCAUAGUUUUUUUUUAAUUAUUAGCAAUCCUGUGUUAACAAACUUGAGUCUAAUGCAAUCUUGUUUCCAUCACUAGUAUAUCUUACACAUUGUGUACAUUCCCAACAUGUGUAGUGUUUUCUGACAGCCAUGUAGAAGAACAGUGUUUAAAUUUGCAUUGACUACAUAUUGUACCAUUCAGUUGUAAAACUAUUUGUGUAACGCAAUCAUGUUCCCUUCGGAAAUAAGUUUUUUUGGUAUCCCUUUAAUUAAAUAUAUCUUUUCAGUA